CCCCCGUUUGCAUAUAGGAUCCAAGGCGUCUCUGCUGAAGGAAGGAAGCCGUUCAGUCAUUUUCUUGCUGCGUUUUUCUUUUAAGAACAAGAUAAUUAAGCGUUCCUUAACGUUAAAUUUAGCCUUUUGAUAUGUGGAAAAGUCAGUACGACCAGGCGUUGUUGUUGCAUUUGUUUCCCAUAAACGUAACGUAAUGCUGCUUGUUGCAGAUUCACCUGCAUAACAGCUGCGGGUUACAGAGGCGGUAAUGUAAUGUACUGGAUGAUGUUGGGGUUAAUUGAGUUUCAACAUGCAAAUCUAUUGCAGAAUUUUAAGUUUUAUUAUAAUUAUAAAACAAAGCACGCCUUAUCUUUCUCAAGUUUACGUAAUUGUGUACAAUAAUAAAGAUUUUGGGUGCGCUGCAGUUUAAUGCGUGGUUUCCCUGUGUUGCGGAGUGUUUUUAUGGGCGGUAGUUGAAAUGAUUUUAGCGUGUGGACUGCAGAUGGGAAUCUGGCGGAAGCUGACGGCGUGACCGUGUCUCGGUCCCGGGAUGCAAUUUGCUUUGCGCUGCUUUGUCUGCGCUCCGCCGUGCCCGGGGCUCGCGGGGUCCCGUCACUCUUUGUAAUGCUGCCUGCAUCCCACCCACCACCGCCCGGCGACAGGGCGCCUGCUUACCGCCUGACACUGGGCUUCGGUACUUCUUGUUGUUGUUUGGAAGUAGUUACAUUAAGCAUCCGCAGAAGGUGACUCGAUAUGUAUUUGGCAAUUUCAGUUUAACGGGUAUUGUUUAGGCAAGUUGUUAAGCAAAUAUUGGCAGUAUGAAUUCUGUCAGGCAACACCAUUUGACACCGAUAUUUUUAAAUCCCAGGAUGGUGUUAAAACACACUCAGUGUUAGGCCUAAAUUAAUUCCAGCAGCAAUAGGAAAGAAGACCUUAUGCAUGGAGAAUUGAGUUUAUCAGGAUAAUCUAGGAGGACUGAGGGGGUUAGAUGCUCCCAUCCCAUAAAGAGGGGGUCUUCAUCCCUUUCAGGCAGCCUGCAGUGGGAAGGUGGAGCUGCACACAGAGAGGAGAGGUGUGAUCUACAGCCCCUCCUGGCCACUCAACUACCCCCCAGGUGUCAACUGCAGCUGGAACAUCCAGGGGGACAAGGGAGACGUAAUCACGAUCAGCUUCCGAAACUUUGACCUAGCUGAGUCUGGGAAGUGCUCCGGCGACUGGCUGCUGCUGGGCCCCACGUGGAAGGAGGGGUACCGCAUGUGCGGGGCUCUGCUGCCCCCGCCCUUCAUCUCCACCCAUGGCCGCGUCUGGCUCUACUUCCAUUCCCAGGCCAACAGCUCGGGCCAGGCUCAGGGCUUCCGCCUCUCAUACAUCCGCGGUAAGUUAGGACAGAGCAGUUGCCAGGGCGACGAAUUCCUAUGUGCCAAUGGGAAGUGUCUCCCCCGGGCCUGGAAGUGCAACGGGCUGGACGAGUGUGGUGACAGCUCAGACGAGCGGGCCUGCGCUCCCCCACCCACCGAGGCCCGGCCCGGCCUGUGCCCCCCCGGCACCGUGCCGUGUCCCCAGGGCCAGUCUGUGCGCUGCCUGCCCGAGGCGCGGCUCUGCGACGGAUCCCGUGACUGCGUGGACGGCACCGACGAGGCCCACUGUCCCGACACGGCCUGCGGUAGGCGCCUGGGCAACUUCUACGGCUCGUUCGCCUCGCCCGACUUCUUCCGGCCCGAACGGGGCUCCCCAGAGCUGCGCUGUGCCUGGCUGGUGGAUACACAGGACCCUAAGCGCAUCGUGCUGCAGCUGGACCUGCGGCUGGGCGCCGGUGACUCUGUGCGCAUCUACGACGGGCUAGGGGAGCGCCCCGACCGCCUGCUGCAGAGCCUCUCCUCUUCCGACAAUCGCCGGCCCGCCAUCGUGGAGUCGAGCCGCGGUCAGCUGACCGUGCUGUACCACGCCACCCCCUACAGCUCUGGCCGCGGCUUCAACGCCACCUACCAGGUGAAGGGCUACUGUUUCCCCGGCGAACGGCCCUGUGGCGCCGACCAGGGCUGCUUCUCGGAGCACCAGCGCUGCGACGGCUACUGGCACUGCCCGUCGGGCCGUGACGAGGAGGGCUGCCCCGCAUGCCAGGCUGGCGAGUACCCCUGCGAGGGCGCCGGCGGGGCCUGCUAUCCCGCCUCCGAGCGCUGCAACAACCAGAAGAAGUGUCCCGACGGCUCGGACGAGAAGAACUGCUUCAACUGCCAGCCGGGCAACUUCCACUGCGGCACCAAUCUGUGCAUCCUGGAGACGUGGCGCUGCGACGGCCAGGAGGACUGCCAGGACGGCAGCGACGAGCGAGACUGCCUGGUGGCCGUGCCCCGCAAGGUGAUCACGGCGGCGCUCAUCGGCAGCCUGGUGUGCGGCCUGCUGCUCGUCAUCGCGCUCGGCUGCGCCUUCAAGCUCUACUCUCUGCGCACGCGUGAGUACAGGGCGUUCGAAACCCAGAUGACCCGACUGGAGGCGGAGUUUGUCAGGAGGGAAGCUCCACCCUCCUAUGGUCAGCUGAUCGCUCAAGGCCUCAUCCCACCAGUGGAGGACUUUCCCGUCUACAAUCCCUCUCAGGCCUCCAUGCUGCAGAACAUCCGCACGGCCAUGCGCAGGCAGAUCCGCCGGCACUCGUCUCGCCGCCGCUUGGGACGUCUCUGGAGCCGGCUUUUUCACCGCGGGGCCCGUCCGCGGGGGCACAUCCCGCUGCUUACGGCCCCAGGGGCCGCCCGGCCCUCCCUUGGCACCAAUGGCAGUGCACUCAGCUACCAAGCAGUGGGCUCUGGGGGAAGGACCGGCAUCACUGCGGGCAUAGGCUGGGCACCUAACCCCUGCACCUCAGACGCCAUGAGCCUGGCCCUGCAGGGGGCGACAGAGGACGAGUGCCGCCCUCCUGCCAGCUCCCCCGGCUCCCCUUUGACACCCCUCAGCCCUCCGUCACCCCCGUCAGCCUCCGACAGUCAGGAGGAGGAGCUGUGCACAAACUCAUCUGCGCAGCUGGAGCAGAGGCACUCCUACAGCGGCUGCCCAGCCCCCAGAAUGCCCUGUUCUGCACAGGUGAGCACGGGGGGAUCAGGUAGGCGACAGGGGACUUCAUCUGGCAACUCCCACGGCAGCACGCCGGGCAGUGCAAGCCGCUCCCUCAAUCGCAGGGCCUCCCGCAAGCUGGUGCGGGGGCUGGCGGCCAAUUUGCGUGGCGUGGCUGUGAGACGGUACUCUCCACUUGGCCCGGCCUCUGUCACGGACCCUCUGGCGCCCCCAGGUCAGGUGGAGGGACAAGGCCAUGCCCCGACGCGGAGUCUGGAGUCCUCAGGGUUGCGCGGAGACAGCCGUGCGUGCCUGUCUGCGGUGCCAAAACAGGAGGGGCUCCGCACCUGUGCCGACGGGGGGGGGCUGAGCAGCGAUGAAGAUGAUGAAUCUCUCCUCAUCUGCUAGGAGCUGCUGCUCUCCUCUCUUCUCCUACUGAGGUUUUAAGGAGGGUUAUACAGCCAUUGAGCCCCAUCCCACGCCCCCCCCCCCAAAGAAACACUUGCCAGUUUUUACUUCCGCCCCCUCCCUUUCCUCAUUCUGUCACCGCCUGAUCAUCACAUCCGUGACACUGUUCCGGUUGCCUGUCUGAGGUCGCAUUCUCACAUCAUAUGUUUAACAUGCAUUGAUUAAAACAGUGCGUUAGUUGGCUGUAUAAACAGGGGAGACUUUCAUUCCUCCUUUUUCCAUUUGCUCACUGCUGCCCCCUGCAGCAUUGUGAUGGUUUUGCAAACUCGUCGUUUUUUUCACCGUUCCCCUAUACACACUCUGAUUGGUCUUUUGCACCUUGUGGGAGAGCUAGAACGUGGAUCUUUGACUUGAAUUAGUUUGAAUAAUUAGCUUGGUGGGUCCUGUGCUUGCUUUUACAGGACGUCCCGUCCUUGUUAAAGGAACAGCACUGAGGGAGGUGUGUGCUGGCGUGUUUGAGCACUCUGCGUUCGCAUAAGCUCAGUCACCCUGACACCAGUCCCCUUCUGCGCAGAGGACAGAGCAUCUUAAAAAGCUGGAGCAGAGGCUGAGGACUCAUUACCGAAACAUCUCCCCCUACAGGCGUGUGUGUGUGUGUGUGUGUGUGUGUUAGUGGAGACAGAUUGCAAUGUGAAAGAAGCAAUAAUUUCCUUCACUCGUGAGAGAAAUUGUUUCCUAGUUGCCCCUUAACUAGUCUCCCUAAACAGUGACUAAACUUAAUCUUGGCUUCCUAGGAUGCCAUGGCCAGUAACCCCACAUGACUGACCUGAGAUCAGUCGUGGGUCGCUGGUAGCUGGAGCGGCUGGAUUUGCAUCACUGGGUUUCACUCCUCCCAAAGGAUGCCCCUAAACAGCUUGUAUACAGCCGGGAAAUUAGUGGUGAUAUUGGAGAGAUAGCUGCAGAUUAUAAUUGUUUUUUGUAGAUUUGCAUAUCAGUCUUUUCCAAGAAAUUUUGAAUGAAAGGGGGCUAGUUUGCAAAGCAACCUGAUUUCGUCCCACAGGAAAGGGCUGCUGUGGGAGCAAGGUGGGGGCUUUUGUUCAGUGUAUGUGUUUGGGUUUCUGGGGUUUGACCAGGGGGUGCACUGAAUGCAGCCCCCCCGCCCACCAGGCGGAAGACGGCAAACUCGCAUGGCUGUGUUGUUUAUGCAGUAUUGUGUAAGAUUUACAGAAACGGAGUCCUUCGUAUUGUGCCUCUGAAAUUGAUAGGUGUCAAUCAGUAAAUACGAAUUGCCAAGUUAGCCCUAUCAUGCCCCCACCCCCGCAGGCUAAAGGUGAAAUACAGUGUCAUUGGUAAAGAGUCAAUCAUCAUGCAUUUUGAGCUGUGUCACUCUGUAUCUAAUCAUUACACUAAGCACAGAGUCAGAAUUGUCACAGUGGCUUUUCUUAGCAUGUGUUCAAUGGGAAGGACAACUUAGCCUGUUACGCAUUCAGCGAAGAGCUUCUGUGUGGCCUUCGUGGGGCCUGGAACCCCUCUCCUUCCGGGAACCUGCGCCUUUCAGCCUUUUGCCCCAAUCCCUUCCAAAAAGGACCUUGGACCGCCUCUUACGACCACGUUCGCCUCAGGUUCUCCGCUCGGUUCCCUUAAAUUAAGGGUUGAUGUGGUCACCUUGCAGGUCUGGAGGUCGGUCUCCGUUUGGCAGCCAUAGAUUUUCACUGUCUGUAUUUUUUAUUUAUGUUCCUUACAGGUUUAAAGGAGAUCAAGAGUAAUCGACAUCUAACAAAAACUUUUAUGUAGGUCGCAAAAUUAUUUUUUGUGUUGAUUUUGUUUUUUUUUUUUUUAUUUUUAAUUUUGUUUUAACUUUUACGAGUGUGGCCACUGUUAGUGCUGUCAGUCAGAAAAGCGAAGUGCUUUCUGGUUCUUCAUCACGACUACAAUUUCCAUAAGGCAUCCAAAGUUAGGACAUACCUGCAAGAUUAACCACAAACUGAGGUUGAUGAGAUGUAGGGGUCCUCCAAGCUCACAACUGGUUUUACUCUUUGCAAACCCAUUUAAACAAAGCUUUGUGAAUUGUUUACCUGAUAGAUGUGCUCCGAUUGGUCUAUGUGAUGUAGUGCCAAAUCAUCAGUCAGAAAGACAGAAACCUACAGGCUGCCCCCUAGUGGUAAAAGGGAAUUAUUAACAGGACAUUUUUGGCUUAUUGUAAUAUUUUAUCACCAUUUUCAUGCUUCUAAAUUGUGAAUUAACACUUUGCCAACUAAUGGCAAAGCCUCUGUUGGACCACAUGUCUGACCGGUUUAUUCCACGUAUUUUAUGAUUUGCUACCCCGCAGGAGACUGCGGGCAAGAAUAAGCCAUUUGUAAAUUGUUACCUUGUAAAUUUAACUUGGGGAAAAAAACCUUAAAUAUUUCUAAUAUAGAAUUCACAAAAACAGUGGAUGGCCUAAUCUGUAUGACGGAGUCAUGUUUCAUUCAGUCGAGUUUUUUUUUUCUCUAUUUCCUGUUUGCCACGCUGGGAGGAAGCAGACUGUAGCCGUCACCUGCUGCAGUGUCAUUGUCACAUUUGAUAUGUUGUUCCAACUGGCCUCAUUGUUAGAGUCGCAUUACAUCACCCCCAGCGUAAACCUGAACAUAGACUGUCGUGUCUAUUGACAGGGUCACUGUGGCAACGGGCGUGCAGACCUGCGAUUUGUCUCAGUGUUUAUUUUUUUUUUGUGCCUGCAUUUAAUAAAGCUUGAUUUCACUAACCUCAGCCUGAAUGGGGACGUCUAAGGCGACACAAACAUGUCCGGCAAUCUCCAGUUAAGAACAAAACUCUUUUUUCUUCCAUGUCAAAU
This is a messenger RNA of Brienomyrus brachyistius, 6265 nucleotides long. It is a transcript of the gene lrp3, whose product is annotated as low density lipoprotein receptor-related protein 3. The transcript is spliced from 6 exons. Gene Ontology annotation, molecular function: protein binding. NCBI's taxonomy places the organism in Eukaryota, Metazoa, Chordata, Actinopteri, Osteoglossiformes, Mormyridae. Gene Ontology annotation, cellular component: plasma membrane. The record is from RefSeq and is a predicted model, not a curated record. Bases 1234 to 3432 code for a protein of 732 amino acids.